AUGAGACUCUUUGGAACAAUAGUCUGGAUUUUGGUAGCUUCUACCCGAAUUCCACUGCCACUGCUGCAGGGAUGGGUGAUGUUUGUAGCGGUGACUGCGUGGUUCCUGUCCAUUGUGUUCCUCUGUGUGUUCCUCUUCGGUUAUGCAAAUAGAAUUGCUGUCAACUGGAACCAGACGGAUUUUCUUUUCCAUGGGACUACUUUUGUCUUUUAUUUUGGAGCUUUUCUACUGCAAGCAGCAACUACAUCUCUGCAUCACUUUCCCCGCAAAUUCAAUUCCACCACACAAGAGACGAUUCUAGCUGAUCAUGAAUAUAACAUAAGCAUAGCAGCCUCGAUUUUUGCCUUUGCAACAGCAGUUUGUUACGGUUGCAGUACAGCCCUGGCAUUGAGGAGAUGGAGGCUAUAGCAGUUGAAGAGAGGUUAAUGCCUGAGUGUUCCACUUCAGAUCAAACUAAGUGCUACUUGUCUGUUUUACUGUAAUCUAAUUCCAAAAAGACUUUUUUUUUUUUUUUUUUUUUGCUUAAAAUCUGUUUUAAAGUGCUGAAAUGCAAGUAACCCCUAAUCAGGAUUUUCUAAACAGAAAACAAGUUUCCAUCUCUUGCCUUCCUAAUUUUUACUUUUAUUGUGUACUCACUAGAAGCAUACUAAUUGUAUGGUAUUACAGAGUUCAGGGAUAAAUAGAUGUGUCAUUAGCAGAUAACAGGAUUCUAGUACUAAAUCAGAAGAGGAAGAAAAUGGAAACUAGACAAACUUGUUAACUGUGUAGGCAGCUAAAAAGCUCCCCCCUUGUUAAGCCCUGGUGUUGGGCCGUAGGUGUUCUGCAGCGUUACGGUGCGUUCCUCACGGGCAGAGGAGCCUUGAGGCUCCGUGUAGACCCCUGGGGUUUUCUGCGUGCUGCUCCUUGCGUGAUCAGAGCCCAAGCUGACUUUGUGAUACCAACUUAGUAUAUAUAUUAUUAACUUUCAUGUACAGAGAAAAUAUUUUAAAUAUCCACCCAGUGAAAUCUUCUGAUACUGUUUUAUAGCCAUAUCCAGCUAGCGUCAUCUGGGCCUUAAAGCUUUCUGUGUUACUUAAUAGAUGGAAACUGUUUGGAACUGUCAGUCAAUAGUUCAUUAGUUUUAGGAAUUUAGCUUAAUCAGAUCUAUUUAUACUGCAAAACAAAACAGUGCAUUUGUGUUGUGUGUGUAUAUACAUGGUAUAUUUUUGUUGAACAGGAAUAUUUGCACUGUUUUACUUUGUUGGAGUACAACUUUGUUUUUGUUACUUCAAGUGCUGCAUUUGUUACUUAUUAUGUGAGUCAAUAUCAUUUGAAUGGAAUGUAACCAAAUGGUGAAUAAUGUCUGACCUCGAUUCUUGCAGUGUGUUAUUUGUUGCAUUCUAAACCUGCAGUGUUGUAAAGGUGUUUUUAUUUGGACAGAUGCCUCUGCAACAUACUGAAAGCAGUGGAAUGCAAAGCCAUCCGCCCACUAUGGAGUUUGCUUUUGGCACGAAUGAAGUUUAAUUGAGCCUCUCUUGCAUAUCCCUGUUGUAUAAUGACAUGCGAUAUUAUACAUAGAAAAUUAAUUUAACAGAACUAAACAAUAGCAUUGCAGUCUGGUCCGUAACACUCAUGCAGUUUUGCAGAUGGUGAAACUUUUUUUUAUAAUGCUAGUAAAUAAUUUUUACACUUGUGAAAUUGUGCCAAAUUGAUACCCUGGGAGAACGAAGGCUUCCUGUCAUUCAUAGAACAACUUGCUCCCCGCAUCUUGCCAGUGCACCUGCAUGUUCUGCAGAGACCAGCAGUGGUUGGGUGAGGGAGGACAGGACUUUCUUCAUUCCCAGGCCUACUCAUUCUCCUUGAGACAACAAGGGUGUCUGCUGUGAAGGUUACUUUAUCAGACUUGUCAGGUACAAGGAUCUCUGAGAGCCAGCCACCCCUAGUAGUGCCCUGCAGUCCCCGCUGACCCAGGACAGGUUCUUAUGGAUGAGACAGCAGUCAGUGGCAGCCCCUCCAACUGCUGGAACCACUCGGUCAUCCUGAAUUACUGCAAUGGAAUGUUUUCAUGUAUCUUGUUUUCUGAAAUUUUUAUCUUCCAAAGAUUUUGUACUCUGGCUGAUUUUUAUUUUUUUUUCUAAUUCUCUACUUGCAUUGAAACUUGUUUCGUGGAUGUUUUAUCUAGAGCCAUCGACUCUUCAAAAUACUUCGUAUUGUAUAAAAAGCAUUUACACUGGAUUAUACGGAUGAAAGUAUAUAACAAAGACUUAUGCUAAG
This is a messenger RNA of Calidris pugnax (ruff), 2253 nucleotides long. RefSeq names its product mal, T-cell differentiation protein 2 (gene MAL2). The coding region runs from base 1 to 408 and encodes 135 amino acids. Gene Ontology annotation, molecular function: structural constituent of myelin sheath. Gene Ontology annotation, cellular component: membrane. Gene Ontology annotation, biological process: myelination. The transcript has 4 exons. Lineage: Eukaryota; Metazoa; Chordata; Aves; Charadriiformes; Scolopacidae. The record is from RefSeq and is a predicted model, not a curated record.